Dipodomys ordii (Ord's kangaroo rat) is the source of this 2889-nucleotide messenger RNA. RefSeq names its product cyclic nucleotide gated channel beta 3 (gene Cngb3). Lineage: Eukaryota; Metazoa; Chordata; Mammalia; Rodentia; Heteromyidae. Gene Ontology annotation, molecular function: protein-containing complex binding; intracellularly cGMP-activated cation channel activity; cGMP binding. The transcript is spliced from 21 exons. The coding region runs from base 1 to 2889 and encodes 962 amino acids. The record is from RefSeq and is a predicted model, not a curated record. Gene Ontology annotation, biological process: monoatomic cation transmembrane transport. Gene Ontology annotation, cellular component: photoreceptor outer segment; intracellular cyclic nucleotide activated cation channel complex; plasma membrane.
AUGUGGACCUCACUCAAAUUGAACAAGGUUGCACCUAUAGAAGAGAACAGUGAGAAUCAACGAUUCUCUCAUCUGAGCAGUUACUCACACCCAUCCACGUGCCAGACCAGGGGCCGCUCUGGUAGUCAGUUGCUGCUGUAUGAAGAUGAGAGCCAACAGCAGUCAGGCAUUCAAUCCUAUCUACAGGGACUUGUCAAUUCCAGGGAGAAUCAUCUGCCUAACACAGAUAGCAGCCACUGUUCCCAUGGGCAGAGAGCUCUUCCUGCUGCCCUCAAACAACCCUUAGGCCACGCUGGUCUAGGUCGGAUGUCCAUUUAUGCGCUCCAUCAGUGUUUCCAGGUUAACUCCUCCUGGGUCAGGCCCUACCGUGCUAAGAGGAAUUCCUCAGGAGGUCUGCCUGACAACAUCUUCAUAGCUUAUACCAAAUACAACUGUGUGGAGAAUGCUGCACAUUCUUCCAUAUACUUUUUCCUUGCCAUAGAUGGAUCAAACGAGAAAAAAUCCUUCAGAGAUUCAGCCACAAAGCCUGACCUUCAAAGUCCAGCAGGACAAACUGGGACAGUGUCCGAGUGGAAGGAAAUGGAAACUGAGCAAGAAAACUCAAUCAGUGCCAGGGAUGGGGAAUUUCCUGUGGAUCUGCCCCCUGCUAUGACCCUAUUUAAACCCAAGCGAGUCCAGGCUCCAUUACCAUGUCAGUGUGACUUCGCGGUCAUGUCCUGUAUCCUGUCCGCUGGCUCUUCUCCAGUCAUCAUGGCCUUUGUAACCAUGGGUGGCCGGCAGACCGCUACUGUUAAACUAAUGACUCCAAUAUCCCGUCUUCCAAAAUCUGGCUUCUGGAAUACUUCACCUUAUAACAAAGCAAAUGCGAAGAGCAAACCACUUGGGGCCCCUGUGAUAAAUGAGUAUGCUGAUGCCCAGUUGCACAACCUGGUAAGGAGAAUGUACCAAAGAACAGCCCUGUACAAAAGAAAGUUGACCGAGGGAGAAAUAUCUUCACCUGAACCCAGCCCACCCACUGGAAAGCCCACAGCUGCAUCAUCAAUGCAAGAAAGCAAUUCCAAGCUAAAAAAAGAACCUAACUGUGGUGUCUUGUGUUGCAAAUUCCAGAAGGUGCCUCUGGGAGAGCACUUAAAGAGAUUUAGAAUUCCAAGCAGCAUAGAUGCACACACAGAUCGACUCUAUCUCCUGUGGCUCUUGCUUGUCACUGUGGCUUACCACUGGAACUGCUGGCUGAUACCACUGCGCCUUGUCUUUCCAUAUCAAACGCCCAACAACACAUGCUACUGGCUUGUUAUGGACAUUGUCUGUGAUUGCAUCUACCUUUGUGAUAUGCUAUUAAUCCAGCCCAGACUCCAGUUUGUAAAAGGAGGAGAAAUAAUAGUAGAGUCAAAUGAAUUAAAGAGACACUACAGGAAUUCUACAAAAUUCCAGCUGGAUGUUGCAUCAAUAAUGCCUUUUGAUGUUUUCUACCUCUUCUUUGGGUUUAACCCAAUAUUUAGAACAAAUAGGAUAUUAAAGUAUACUUCAUUUUUGGAGUUUAACCAUCACCUCGAAUCUCUAAUGAAUAAAGCAUAUGUCUACAGAAUCAUUCGAACAACUGGAUACUUGCUGUUUAUUCUGCACAUCAAUGCCUGCAUUUAUUACUGUGCUUCAAAGUAUGAAGGAAUUGGCACAACUAAAUGGGUUUAUAAUGGUGAAGGAAACAAGUAUCUGAGAUGUUUUUAUUGGGCAGUUCGAAGUUUAAUAACCAUUGGGGGCCUUCCAGAACCACAAACAUCAUUUGAAAUUAUUUUUCAACUCUUGAAUUUUUUUUGUGGCGUGUUCGUGUUCUCCAGCUUGAUUGGCCAGAUGAGAGAUAUAAUUGGAGCAUCAACAGCCAGUCAGAACAACUUCCGUGUCUGUAUGGAUCAUACCAUUGCCUACAUGAACAAUUAUUCCAUUCCUCAAAGGGUGCAGAAUCGUGUUCGAACUUGGUUUGAAUACACGUGGGAUUCUCAAAGAAUAUUAGAUGAGUCUGGCUUUCUUGAGUCCCUGCCAACCACAAUGCAGUUGUCUAUCGCCAUUGAUAUGAACUUCAGCAUCCUCAACAAGGUCGACUUAUUCAAGGGUUGUGAUACCCAGAUGAUUCAUGACAUGUUGCUAAAGUUGAAAUCUACUAUUUAUUUACCUGGUGACUUUGUCUGCAAAAAGGGAGAAAUUGGAAGGGAAAUGUAUAUCAUCAAGCAAGGAGAAAUCCACGUUCUUGGAGGCCCUGAUGGUGCUCAGGUUCUGGUUACUCUGAAAGCUGGCACAGUGUUUGGAGAAAUCAGCCUUCUGGCAACAGGAGGGGGAAGCCGUAGAACUGCUGAUGUGGUGGCCCAUGGAUUUGCCAACCUUUUAACGCUAGACAAAAAGACCCUCCAAGAAAUUCUGCAGCAUUAUCCAGAUUCCAAAAAGCUCCUCAUGAAGAAAGCCAGGGUGCUUUUAAAGCAGAAGGGUAAGGCCACAGAGAUAACCCCUCCAAGAAAAGGACUCGCCUGUCUCUUCCCAUCAAAAAAAGAGACACCCAAGAUAUUUCAAGCUUUUCUGAGAGGCCCAGGAAAAGCAGAUCUUGGAAGACUCUUCACAUUGAAAAGAGAACAAGCAGCUCAGAAAGAAAAUGAAAAUUCCAAAGGAGAGGGCAAAGGUGAAGAAUAUGAAGAUAAAGGAAGAGAGCUAGCAGAGAAAGCAAUGGACAGAGACAAAUGUAGAGCAAGUCCUCCUACAGCAGAAGAAAUGCCCCCAUUGAUUAGAAGGGCAGUUUUACCCAGAGGAACUUCCCAUCAAUCACUUAUCAUAAGCAUGGCUCCUUCCACCCAGGUUGGGGAAGAGGUUCUAACUGUUGAAGUCAAGGAAAAGGCUGAGCAAUAA